Silurus meridionalis is the source of this 1784-nucleotide messenger RNA. It is a transcript of the gene esama, whose product is annotated as endothelial cell adhesion molecule a. The coding region runs from base 59 to 1336 and encodes 425 amino acids. Gene Ontology annotation, molecular function: cell-cell adhesion mediator activity. The transcript has 7 exons. Lineage: Eukaryota; Metazoa; Chordata; Actinopteri; Siluriformes; Siluridae. Gene Ontology annotation, biological process: homophilic cell-cell adhesion. The record is from RefSeq and is a predicted model, not a curated record. Gene Ontology annotation, cellular component: adherens junction; plasma membrane.
AAACGAGGACAUUAAAACAGAAGGAAAAGAGGGACAGAGGGACUUUUGCUGCGGAGAAAUGGAGAGCCGAACUUGGGAGAAACUUGACCCACUGCUGUCCUUUCUAACGCUGCUGUGCCUUUGCCCAGGUUUUCUGACCCAGCUUCAGUUACCUGAGACGAAUGUGGUAGUAAUGCAGGGGCAGCCAGUAACCCUUCAGGCUUCAUACACAGGAGGUGAUCUUAGUCAAGCCACCAUCGUCUGGAACUACGUGUCUACUCCACCUGAAAUGGUCAUUUCAUACACCAAUGGGCCUGUCAUCGGCGAAAAGUAUAAAGGCAGAGUGGGGUUCCUGUAUCAAAUGCCCAGUAACAAUUUGUCAAUCUUAUUAAAUAACACAACUGAGUCGGAUUCCGGGCGAUAUAUGUGCCAGGUUUUACUUCAGGGGACUCCUGGAGGACCAAAGGAGCUGGCACUUAAUGUGCUAGUUCCUCCCACGACGCCUGUUUGUAAGCUUGAAGGAAAGCCAGAAGUUAAAGCUAAUGUCACACUUACCUGCCUGUCCAGUUAUGGCAAACCUGUACCCACAUACAAAUGGGCCAAAACCAGUCCAAACUCUCUGUAUUAUCACUACCCAGAUCUCAAUGAAGUUACAGGCACCCUGAAGCUGAAUAACCUCAGUAGCAACAUGUCGGGAAAGUAUGAGUGCACAGCUUCGAACUCUGCCGGAGUGGCCAAGUGUUACAUCAACUUGGAAGUCAUCACCUUGAAUAAAGCUGGGGUGAUAGCUGGUGCCACAGUGGGUGCACUGGUGGGGCUCAUCCUCAUUAUCAUCGUCCUCGUUUUUUUGUGGACAAGGAGAAGAAAGGACACGGAGGAAGAUCUGGCUAAUGAUAUAAAAGAGGAUGCUCAGGCCCCUAAACGUGUCUCAUGGGCUAAGAGUGGCACAGGCUCCGACAUCAUCUCUAAAAAUGGCACGCUGUCAUCCCUCCGCUCCAGCCCUCUGCCUCAAGACACACUUGACCACAAGCACCAACACCAUUACCCCAUCACACAAACCACCUCUGACACAGCCUCCAUCAUCACAAGCAGCACAAGCUACAGACCCAGACCCACAGGCCUCUCCAGCACUCCAGAAAAAGCUCUGCCCGGCUACAACAGCAAUGCCAUGGCACCACGCAAUCCCCCAGCAUCCACCAGUUCCAACGGAGGCUCCUUACCCAGGACAGAAGCUCUUCAGCCUCCAACCACACGCUAUGUUCCCGCCCCGAGCGGAGUGAGUGCCGCAAAUCUUUCUCGCAUGGGAGGCGUGCCCAUUAUGGUUCCUGCACAAAAUCAAGCCGGUUCUCUUGUCUAGGCCUGUAGUGGUUUCACUGUUUAGAGCGCCAUCUGCUGGAACUUACACUGGAAAUGACUUAAAGUUGAGCUGGAUUUAUAAAAAGGAAGAGCUUUUCACUGACUUUUGAAAAUAUGUAGUAUAAAAUAUGCUUAUUUACAAAAUUGACUUUUUUAUGUUUUAUAUAUAGCUAUAAAAGCAUUGCUCAGUUCUAUUGUUCUGUCUAUCUUUUUUUUCUUACAGUUUCAGGAAAGUUACAGAAAGCCUGCUCUUGUGUGAAUUGACUGUUACUGUUAGCUAGAACGAAAUUUUUUAAUUUACGUCUUCAAUAUUAAAAAAUAUCUAGAUAGAAAGGUAGGUAUAGUUCACAUUAUUUAAUUUUUUAUGUAAAAGCUUUUAUAUUAACCUUAUUCCUUACUUAUACAUUACCAGGAAAAAACUGAGAAAAAAUAAAAAUAACUGAAUUGGA